Paramecium tetraurelia is the source of this 4719-nucleotide messenger RNA. RefSeq lists its product as uncharacterized. Lineage: Eukaryota; Ciliophora; Oligohymenophorea; Peniculida; Parameciidae. The transcript has 11 exons. The record is from RefSeq and is a predicted model, not a curated record.
AUGAAAAAGUUCCUUUUUAAAAUCAAAGCAUUUUACGUUAGAGACUUCUUAUUUAUCAGAGAUUCGAAGAGGAUAACAUUUAAAAUGGCCAUUGCGAUGAUAUUUAUAGAAAACCUUUAAAUGUUAUCAGUGUACACUAAUAGCUUUAAUACAAUUUAGUAUGAUGAAUUUCUAAAUUAAGUUCAAUCCUUAAUCAAUUAUUUUAGGUCAACUAGAUAUCAUAUAUAUUAGGAUUUACACUUUAUUCGAAUUGCUUGUGUAAUGGUUGGAUUUUUGAUAAAAACCAUAUUUUUAGUAAGACUGGUUUUUCUAGUGUUAAGUUAAUAUUUAUUUAUCAAAGAGAAGUUGACUCUUCAUGAUUUACCACUAGAUCAAAACAAAUAAAAUUAUCAUUUUGAGAAAUCAUGGCAGUCAACAUUGAUUUUCUGGUACAUGAAAAUCAAUCUUGAAGUCAUGUAGGUACCAGUGCUAUUUUGUGCCAUUAGUGUUAUCACUGAUCUGAUCGGUCUCAAAAGUUUAAAUGAAUUUGAAUAAAUUGGAUUGCUUUUAAGUUUCCUUCUAAUUAUUUAAUAAAUACUUGUAGGUGUAUUCCUGCAUUUUCAUCAGACUGAUUACAGAAUAAAAGAUUAUGAUUUAUUAGGGAAACUCAAUGGGUUAGAAAACCAAACUCUUUAUGGAUUGAAAAUACUAAUAAUAUUUUUAUCUGGAAGUUAAUAACAUAUAGUUGUUAUUUAAACCUUAGGAUUGCUUAUCAAUAGUAUAUAGGCAAUACAUAAUUAUAGAUAGCUCACUUAUAUAGAUCAUAGAAUAACCAAUUUUGCUAAUUAGAUUAAUUUUCUGAUGUUGUUGUAUUAGGUAGUAUUGAUUCUAUGUGAAUUUGGGGAGACACAAAUAAGAAUCAGUUCAUCAUUAUUGAUUCUUUUCUUUUCACCCCUAAUUAUUAUUCUGUUCCAUCAACUCCAUAUGAGAUCAGAAUAUAACAAUAAACAUAUCGAUAACCAUCGAUAUUUAAAAAAACUGUAUUGGAAUGCCAAAAAACUGAUCUAUUCUAAAAAGAUGUCUUAACAUUAGGAUUAAUAAAUACUAUUUGAAAUAUACACAGUAGUCAGAAGCCAUUUAUAAGAAUGCAAAUAAAUAAGGAUAAGAAAAAUGUUAAAAAUGGCUAGUUUCAAAUAAACAUGCUUUUGUUCAAUUUUUCAAAAUCAGAGGGAUUCAUUCUAGAACUUAGAGUAAUGUAAGGAAUUUUUAAAAUUAUUGUUGGGUUAAGUAUUGGAAGAUUAACUAAAGGAAAAUGGCUGCAUUUAGAAUUCAAUAACCUAUAUAUGUUAUUUAACUGAAAUCAAGAAGGCGCCAAUCUCAGCAAUAUAUGAAAUAAUUAGAACUUCAACUAUAGAAAAACUUCAAUUGAGAUAAAAGUAGAUCAUACAUUAACUUUAAUAGAGUUCUUAAAUAAAAUUUAAUCAAUUAAUAAAGAAGUAAAAUUUAGUAAAUCAGAUGUUUGAUUUUAAAAGAGCCUACCAAUUUGAAGAAUCCUUAAAGGUUUUAAAGUUAAACCUUUAUGUCAUCGUCAAAUAAGAAAUAGAAUUCUAUGAAACUCUUUUUGCACCAAUCAUAGAUGCAUCAAUUUUGUAAGACAAAGGGUUACAAUUAGUAAAUAACAUUACUUUUUUGGAAAAAUAGAUUUAACUUGUUUUCAGGACUAAUCCACAGAAUGGAGAGUGUGACACCAUUUACAAACUAUUUCAAAAAUACAUAAACUUCAAUAAAGUUAGGCCAAAAUUAUUUAAAAGAGAAGGCCAAUUAACGGCUGAAUUCAUUUAAUCAAUUGAUAAAAUAAUUUACAAUUAAAAUAGUUGCGUGGUUUAAAUUACCUUACUUUAACCUAGAGGAAAUGUAAUUAGAUACACAAGAUCAUUUUAACAAGUGUUGUAGUAUAAAGAUGAUGAAAUUAUGAAUUAAAACAUUAAAAAAUUUAUACCUUCCAUUAUUGCUAGCGAUCAUGAUUAAUAUUUGAAUAAUUUUGUUGAAACUGGAAGAAUUAACGUAUUAAAAAGAGAAUUAAGAAUUAUUUUAGUAAAAUUAAAAUCUGGAUUUGUGAUUCCAAUCAAUACUAGAUUAAGAAUUGAAGUGAAUUCUAUUGAAUUUGGAGCUUAAGCACUUAUGACCCCAGUUAAUUAUUCAUAUGGAUAUUUGAUGCUUAAUGAAUAAGGAUAAAUAGAGGAAUUAACAAAGAACAUUUUUGAGGACAUAUUUAAAUAAUAUUUGGGAUUAGACUUUGAUUUUGUAAGAGGUUUAGACUUUUUGCUUAUGAUUCCUGACUUAUCUAAGAUAUGGGAAAGUAUAUUUGAUGAGAACUUUGAAAAAUUAGACUUAUAUUUAGAAGCCUAAUUAUUGAUUCCAGUAAUAGAGAAACAAGCAGUCUCACCAAUAUGUCCAUUUAAUUAUGGAAACAAACUAUCCCUUAACAAAAGACUAGCAGAUUACAUCAAAAACAAUAGCUAAAAUAUUAUUAAAUAUCAAAUUAACCUUCAUCUCACUAGUCUAACCACAAUAAAUCUAAGAGUCGUUAUUGUUGAAAUUCCAGAAUACAAGCAAACGAUUAACAAAUAAUAUGCAAGUUAACUUGAAUUAUAUAAUUAAUAAGUGUAGCCUCAUAAAACAUCAGUUAAUUUCACUCAUCAAUCAGACUUACCAACUCAUAAAUCUUGUGGUAUAAACUCUCCAAUGAACACACCCCCUCCUACCAAAACUUUAAUAAACGAAUGUGAUUUAGAUUAUGAAAAUUUAAUAGAAGAAAAAAAAAUGAUAUAGGAAUUUCGAAAUCAAUUAGCCUCAAUUACAAUGAAUAACACAUUACAGAACAAUUCUAAAGAACCUUUAAUUUAACAAUAAUAAUAAGCCGAGAAUAUAUACGAAGCAAAAAUAGUUAUGAUGCCUUAACGUAUUUUAUCUUACAAAAGUGAGGAAUUUGAAUAGAAAUAAUACUAGCAAGAACAGUUCUAGUAAUAAUAAUAAUAUAAUGGCUCAGUUGGAAGUAGAUCUUCCUAGAAUAACAGCAAUACAUUCAAAAUGUAAAUAAAAGAUUGUUUAUAAAAUAAAAAAGAGUUAAAUUUAAGGAUAAAGAUCUUUUUAUUAAUAUUUUAUUUCCUAUUAUUAGUAGGGUAUAUCCUAAAUUUUUGUAUUUUAUACUUUAAUUUCUAAAAGAUUGAUGUCAAUUUAAAUUUUGAAAGUCUACCUUAUCAAUUCAAUUACUAUUAUCAUGAAUUCAUUAUUGCUUAGGUCUACGUAUCUGAAUAAGAAUUUAAAUUCAAUCAGCUACUAAAAACUUCAUUAUAUUAUUACCAAAAUCAAUUGAAAAAUGUUGAUUAAAUUAUAUCUCUUAUGCCUCAAAUUAAUGUCAUAAAUAAUUAAACCUUACAAAGAAGAACCGUAAAUGUUAUUUCACAAAUGUCUGAGGUUUAUGAUUCCAACAAAAGUACAUCUCUCUAAGAGUAUUUAAAUAAUAGUGAUGCAUUUCAUGUAUUAUUAGAUAAAUUUAGUGAAGCCAAUUCUCCUUCAUCAAUAUCUAGUCUGCUCAGUUAUUUUAUCCUUGAAGAAAUCUUGCUAUUUAUACUUUUAUCCAGUUAUGCCUAUUUUUAUGUUUCCAUACUAAAGAUGAAGAUAAAAUUCUUUAAAUUAUUUUGUACUUUUUCAAAAGAUUUUGUAAAGGAAUAGUUUAUUUAAUAUCAUUCAUUUUAUAACCAAAUUAAUCAUGCUAAAUUUAAAACUAAUGAAACAAAUGAAGAAUCAUUUGAAGCAUCGAUGAUAACUUACUAUUAAAAGAAUUCUACUUAAAGUAAUUUGGAGAGUCAAGUAAGAGUUGGAAGAUAAAUUUAAACUCCAUAAAUCAACAUGAAUUUAAUAUUUUUCUUUUUCGUGAUGCUUCUGAUAUCUGUUUUUAGUUCAUCUUACUAUUUUGGAACAUAUUUACUCUAAAAAUAAGUACUUAUUACCAUAGAAGCAAAUUAUUUUGAAAGGUUGUACUAUGAAAAUGUUGCAAAUCAUUUAUUAUUUGCUUAUUCUCAUUCAGCCUUUUUUUACAAUAAAACUAUUACCGAAGAAAUGUUAUAAUAUUAAACUAGUGCCCUAACUGAAUUAUAGGAAUAUAUUACUUAGAUCACAAUAUAACAAGAAAAUUCAAAUAAUUUAAUAAUUUAAAAUAUCUUAGUAGAUUAAAUUUGUAGUGUUUUUCAAGAAGGAAUAUCUAUAGAGGACACUGGCUAUUAAAAUUUGUUUUCAUUUGAACAGUGCUCAUCUAUACCUUCUCUAUCAAAAGGUUUGAUAUUCGUGGCCUAAGAAUUAUUUUCCAUUUACAAUGACAUUGUAUAGAACUUGCAAUCCAUAUAGUAUAAUGAAACUUCAAAGUUUCCCUUAUUAUUAGAGGCUGAUAUAUAAAUAGAGAGACUUUAUUCGCAAUUCAGCUUUUAAAUCAUAACAGAAUUACUUAGAUAAGAAAUUAAAGAUUUGAUAUCAUAAACGUUUUACUUAAAUACUGUAAUGUUUGUCUUGGCAAUUAUUUUGGCAAGUUUGACUUUAUUAAUUGCAAAAGUGUCUAUUGAGAAGAUUUAGUCAUAGCAUUCAGAAAAUAAAAGAAUAUUAACAUUAUUUCCAUAUGAUAGAUUAAUGGAGAAUGCCUAUGUACAUAGUUUUAUAUCAUAAGAUUUACAUUUUUUAGUUUGA